AUGGCACCCCCGGAGCGACUAGAUAGAUACCCGCCUGAUCUGAGUGAUGAGCAACUAUACUCUCUUGUCACCGAAAUAAAGGAUUGGCAGAUCAACCAUGGGUCGUUGUUGAAAGUCAUUGACACAGAGAUAGAACACACUGUUCUCAGUCAUCCCGUUGGAGUUGCCUGCUUUCCCACCCUGUUUCCUCGCGCACGCUUCUCACAGGCCCUGGACGUCCAAGAAAUCUACAACCGACUUUAUUGCUCCGUUGGAGAAGAUGAAGCCUGGAUUUUCAAUGCCAUUCGAGAUCUCAUACCGGCUGAACCCCUCGCAGAUGUCCUCUGGAAGAUCCAUCAAGCCGCGAAGAAAUCAGGAUCUGUUCAAGAUAUAUCUAUGGGUAUAUUCCGAUCGGAUUACAUGCUUCACCUGAGCGAUGAGGACCUGGACUCAGUGCCCUCCUCGAAAGCUUUACCUGAAACGACUUUGAAACAGGUCGAGUUCAACAGUUUCUCCUGCUCGGGUGGAUCACAUGCAAACAAAGUAGCAAACAUGCAUCACUAUCUGACACAGAUGGGUGCUUACAACGUGGAUGAUAGCUCGUUUGACGUCGAGUCUCUUCCUGCGAAUAAGAAUAUCGAGUCUAUCGCGUCUGGCCUUGCAUUGGCCCAUAGAACUUACGGCGAACCUAGAAGCAAACUGGCAAAACAAACAGCGGUGCUUUUCAUUGUACAGCCGUAUAAUUUUAAUAUUGCCGAUGAACGGCCAAUCGAAUAUGCCCUGUGGAACCGAGAAGAGCCAGUGCCAACCUAUCGGCUCGACUGGGGCCCGAAACUGCUUCAAUAUACACGUUUGACCGAAAAUAGAGAACUCCUAUUUCAACCACCGUGGUUACUAUCGAAAGAUCCCAUAGAGAUUUCGGUCGUUUACCUACGGGCCGGCUAUGAAGCGAAGGAGUACAAUCCGACCGGCUAUGAGGCACGUCUUCAACUGGAGAAGUCAGCUGCCAUCAAAUGUCCCUCCAUCCUGGGCCACAUAUCCACUUUCAAAAAAAUCCAGCAGGCUCUCACUCUGCCAGGCGCUCUAGAGCAUUUUCUCUCCAAGUCAGACGCUGCUGCUCUUCGUGAGACAUUUGUCCCCAUUUAUCCAUUAGACAAAACAGACGCUGGUCUGUAUGCUCGCGAGCUAGUCCGCGAUAAGGAACAUUCUGUUGGCUACAUUCUCAAGCCGUCCCUAGAAGGAGGAGGCAACAACGUCUAUGGAGAAGAGAUUCCUGGCUUCUUGGCUUCGGUCCCUGAAUCUCAGUGGUCGAAGUACAUUCUAAUGAAGCAGAUCGAUCCUCCGAUGUCGUCCAAUAUCUUGAUGAGCUCCGCAGGGAUCGAUAGUGGAGACGUAGUCUCGGAGCUUGGUGUCCUCGGAUGCUGUCUUUGGAAAGCGAAUCCGAGCGACGGCGGCUGUGACAUGCUGCAUAAUUCGGUUGCAGGCUGGACAUUCAAAACCAAGCACGCCGAUAUUGACGAGAUGAGUGUAGUGAAGGGGUAUGGCUGCUUUGGCACACCACGCUUGGUUGAUAUUUGA
Molecule: messenger RNA, 1557 nt
Organism: Penicillium atrosanguineum
Lineage: Eukaryota; Fungi; Ascomycota; Eurotiomycetes; Eurotiales; Aspergillaceae
Product: glutathione synthetase
Exons: 4
Coding region: 1-1557 (518 amino acids)
Biological process (GO): glutathione biosynthetic process
Cellular component (GO): cytosol
Molecular function (GO): glutathione synthase activity; ATP binding; glutathione binding
Source: RefSeq, a predicted model, not a curated record